This is a messenger RNA of Tarenaya hassleriana, 2076 nucleotides long. RefSeq names its product probable cysteine desulfurase. Bases 1 to 1857 code for a protein of 618 amino acids. Lineage: Eukaryota; Viridiplantae; Streptophyta; Magnoliopsida; Brassicales; Cleomaceae. The transcript is spliced from 5 exons. The record is from RefSeq and is a predicted model, not a curated record.
AUGUACAUGAUCCAUGAUAUGGAGGUGGAGAGACCAAGAUCCAUAGGAGAAGAACUCACGACGCAUUUUUCACACCGGAAGAAGGAAACUGCGUUUGGGGCAGCGUUUGCGUUUGCGGCUAGAAAAGGGUCGGGGACAAAAGCAAGCGAGGCUUGUGGAGAAGAAGAGGAAGAGAGUUGUUUCGUACGGACAGUAGAGUUGGGUGUGUCGGAAAGUGAUUUGGUUUCAAGGAAAUUGUGUUGGCUCCGAUCUCAGAUCAUCGGCGGUGGCGGCGAUGUUACGUUCAAUUCGCCUUUCGGCCGGAGAAAAUUGGUCUACGCCGAUCACACUGCCUCCGGUCGCUGCCUCAGAUAUAUUGAAGAUUUUAUCAUUGAUCAUAUUCUUCCGUUUUAUGGGAAUACUCACACGUGUGACAAUUACGUGGGACAACGAACGACCAAAUUGGCCCACGAAGCUUCAAACUACAUAAAACGCUGCCUCGGCGGCACUGCCCGAGACGCGCUUAUCCUCUGCGGUUGCGGCGCGACCGCCGCCGUCAAACGCCUCCAAGAAACGAUGGGAAUCGCGGUUGCCUCCAUACAUCGCGACAAGCUUUUGCGUUGCGUUUCAGAUGAAGAGCGUUGGGCGGUUUUCGUGGGCCCACACGAGCACCACUCCAACCUCCUCUCGUGGCGGCAGAGCCUCGCCGAGGUCUUCGAAAUCGGGUUGGACAGCGACGGCGUUCUAGACAUCAAAUCGCUGAGAACGCAGCUAAGUGCGUUUAGGAAGAAAAACGCGUUCAGACCGCUGUUAGGGGCGUUUUCAGCGUGUAGUAACGUCACUGGCAUCUGUCCCGACACAAGAGGGAUCGCGAGAUUGGUUCACCGAUACGGAGGCUACGUCUGCUUCGAUUUUGCGGCAAGUGGACCGUACGCCAAAAUCGACAUGAGAUCGGGAGAGAGCGACGGAUACGACGCCGUAUUGAUGAGUCCACACAAAUUCUUAGGUGGACCAUCUUCACCUGGCCUCCUCCUCAUGAGCCAUAAACUCUAUCUCCUCGCAAGCUCUCCUCCUUCCACCUGCGGAGGCGGCACUGUCAACUACGUCAACGGCUUCGACGAACAGCUGACCUUGUACGUGGACGACGUAGAGGAGAGGGAAAUGGCCGGCACGCCACCGAUAAUUCAGACAAUAAGAGCCGCGUUGGCGUUCCGGGUGAAGGAGUAUGUCGGGUAUGAGGAGAUCGAGAGAAGGGAGAGCUUCCACAUUCAGACAGCUCUCGAGAGGCUGGUUCCGAACAAGAACAUCGAGGUUCUUGGAAACACAAGCGCCAAGAGACAAGCCAUAUUGUCGUUGCUGGUUAUACCGAGCGAGAAUGGUAAGCCUCUUCAUGGCCCUUUCGUGGCUACGCUCCUCAAUGACCUGUUCGGGAUUCAGGCCAGAGGCGGCUGCGCUUGUGCUGGACCUUACGGACACGUUCUUCUCGGUAUCGGGAACGACCACUCUCUGGAGCUAAGAUCUGCAAUCCAAAAGGGCUACAGUGGAGUGAAACCGGGAUGGACAAGAGUGAGUUUCCCUUAUUACAUGCCGAGAGAGGAGUUCGAGUUCAUACUUGCAUCAAUGGAGUUCGUAGCUGAGUACGGACACAGGUUUCUUCCUCUCUACCACUUCAAUUUCAGGACAGGCAACUGGAAAGUCGAAGCUGAAUCACUUGAGGAGCUUCCUGUGAAGAACAGUGUCACCGUCUCCGGGCACGGAGCCUACGAAUUCUACCUUCAAACUGCACAUCGAAUCGCCCGUCUUCUUCCCGAUGUCAUCCAUUCACAACGUCCCCUUCCCGACGGCAUAUCUCCUUCCCUGCUCGAUUUCAUCAUCUAGAUUGAUUGAAGGAUCCGGGUUUCCAAAAAUCUGUUUCCAUUCAUUUUUCUUCUUCUUCUUCUUCUUCUUACCGUUCAAAGCAUUGGUUACCAAAAACUCUUUCAUCUUUCAAGAAUCUCUCUCUCUCCCCUGCAGUUAGAAUGAAAAACAGUUGAAAGAAUGGAAAGAAUCAAUUUCUUCUCUCUUUUUUCUUACCCAAAAUUGGUUUCCAUUGUAUAU